Folsomia candida is the source of this 3401-nucleotide messenger RNA. RefSeq lists its product as uncharacterized. Bases 115 to 3282 code for a protein of 1055 amino acids. NCBI's taxonomy places the organism in Eukaryota, Metazoa, Arthropoda, Collembola, Entomobryomorpha, Isotomidae. The record is from RefSeq and is a predicted model, not a curated record. The transcript is spliced from 17 exons.
UAACAAACUUAUUACAACUGCAGUGAAUGCGAGACAACUACCAACAAAUGUGCAUAUAUAUAUUUAUUAGAAACUAGAAAUCAGAUAUUGCAAUUCUUUUUCAUUUUAUGCAAAAUGAAACUAAUACACAAAUCAUUUUACAACGUUAUUUUAACAAUUUUGAUCAAAUAUGCCGUCAAUUCAGAUGGAUUAAGUUUGGAUGAAUUUGGUUAUUACAAAAAUAUUGUUGUUGCAAUUGACGAUAGAACAGUACAGAACGAUGUGCAAAACUACACGGAUAUUAUAAAGAUGGGAGUCCAAGACCUCUCUGACCUGCUUCAUCAUGCAACCAACGGAAGGUUUUCUAUACAAAACGUAGACAUUUUAGUCCCAGAUCACUGGGAUGUGGAGAUUGAUGGGAAAUCCACAUUUCAGUUUUAUGAAGGAGCAGAUUUUAAAAUUUCACACACGUUUUCUCUUCCCUUCGUGGACAAUCCGAACGCUUGCGGAUUUCCGGGUCACGACAUGCAACUUCCAUACAACUUUUUUGACUUUGGAGAUUCAGGAAGUUAUGGGCGUUUGGGGAAAGCGUUGCUUGCACAAUUUGCUCGACUUCGAUUUGGCGUUUGGGAGGAACAUGGCUUUCCUGGAGACAACAAAUUUCCUUAUUACUGGAAACGUUUGCUUGGAACGGAAUGGGAAGUUAACACUUGCACAGAUGCACCAAUUGAAGGAGUUUACAAAAACAUAUAUGACGGUACUCCUUGUGGGCCAGAUCCUGAUGAUGUUGACAAUUUAUACCCACCACCCAGCGAUUGUCGAUUUUUCCCAAAUGCAAAUCAGACAGCAAAAUCAUCUCUGAUGAGCUACCAUUAUUUACCUACAUUUGAAGCUUUCUGUAAUUUUGAUACACACGAUCGGACUAAACCCACUCCACAAAAUUACUACUGUCGCCAUAAAAGUGUGAUGGAAGUGAUUGAGACUACGCCAGAUUGGAAAAUGGUGACAGAAGAAAAUACCCCCAGUCUUGUCAAGUUCACAAUUGUCAAAAAGUCUCCAAAACCCAUGCUCUAUAUUCUUCUGGAUUCUGGGUUCACGCAAGUACCGGCACCAGUUCAAAGCCAAAUUGCUUCUCGUCUUUCAACUUUUAUCGAAGCUAGUGAGAUGAGCAGUAUUGUUGCUGGGCUUGGAGAAUUUCCAUCCACGAAUCCUAGUGAAAGUUUUACUGAGGUUGUACCCUGGGCUCCAAUUGGGAACUUUACUCAGGAAUUUGUAACAGCAUUUCACACAACAUUUGGUUCUCAAUCUGGAUUCAAAGACUAUGCUGGAGCAUUACGAGAGCUUUUAUUCUCAUUUAACCAACGCAAGCAUCCAUCCGGGGCUGCAAUUUUAAUUGUCAAAAUGAGCCCAGAACUAAAUACAGGGGGUCUAACAAUGGAAAGUCAAGUGAUGAUUCCUCUCUUGCUCGCUAACGUGAAAGUCUUUGCCGUGGAAGUGUAUGGAAGUACAAUCCACUCGGGAAAUGCGCUAGAGCGAGUUGUCGAAAAGUCGGAAGGAUUGCAUUUGACUGUUUCGGAGCCAUCCGAUUUGCUAAAACCCUUUGACGAUUUUUUGACUGAAUUAGCAACCACGCUACAAACCCCAUUCACGCGAAGCAAAAAAUAUGUUGUUGGGAUGGAUGAAAUGGUUCGUCACAAUAGGGCCGUGUGGCUCGAAUCGACUUCUCGAAUAACUCAGUUCGAAGUAUUCGCCAUGCCGUUGGCAGGAGGGUUUACUGACGUUAAGCUGUGGAAUGGAACCGAUGGAAAUUACAUAGAUGUUGCGCUACAGGAGAUGAAAUGGGAUUCUGCAGAAACGGUUCCAUAUGUUCGGAAAAACUUUUACUUUUCAUCACCCGAAGAGGAAGAACCAUUGGAUAAUGUAAGAUGGUCACGUGUCUCCAUUGGGUGUGAUUGGGGUGAAUGCAUAGCUCGUAUCACCGUUUUGGUGCAAGUUGAAGACUUGGACUUAAUCCCCAAAGAUAUCAAGCUCACAGUUACAACCUCAGCCAUCAAUGGCGUUGUCGACUUUUCAGAAGCGAACGCUGGGUCAUACACCGGCACAGCUUUUGCCAUUUAUGCAAAAUUGGAACAAGACGGAAUUCCGUUCCAGUCAAGCCCGGGUCUUGUAGUGACUGCCGUAAUAUCCAGUCCCUACGCGCCAGGAAUGCACGCGUGGUCUGUAGAACUUAAAGACGAUGGAAGUGCGUCACCGGACAUAACUACAAACGACGGCAUAUUCUCAGGAGAAUUUCUCCCGGAGGUUACUGGCGACAUGGUGGCAUUUAAUGGGAUGUACGAAAUCUUUGUCACUGCAAAAUUUGCAAAAUUUGUUGAGCCAACUGCACCCACUAAAAUUAAGGACGACGUAGACGAAAGUCAAAGCUUUGCAUCAUUUUCCUCAAUCGGGAGAUUGUUCCCAGUGGAUCAAGUACACAUUGGGUGUGGGAGUGGUUACCUGGGUUGUUGGAGUAAAAUUCCAGAAGAAUUUUUUUUUAUUAGCUCUAAUCUCGAGAAGGACGUAGAGUUCGUCAAUUUUCAGUUAUUUGAGGCGGUCCCCACAAGGAUAAUGGAUUUGGUGAUAACUCCACUUGAGAACAAUAUGGUUAACCUACAAUGGACCGAUCCGCGAGUUAAAGACCCAAGGGGCCAUCCAGUCCAAGUUGAUUUUUAUGAAAUUCGACAUCAGGAUGAGGUUGAUAAACUGUUAUUCGACUUCGACCACGCUGAAAACAUACCGCCAAAUAAGGUGCCGAAUACCCAACCACCAGGAAGGAGACAAAACGUCACUUACGAUUUUGGCAGGGAAGCAAGUAGAUAUUAUGCAAUAAAAAGUAUAACCACAUCAACCGGCACCCCAGUAUGGUCACAAAUUUCCGUCAUUGUGGGUGUGAAUAUUAAGACCAUGCUAGAUGCAAGCACCACUACGACAACUACAACAACUAUUCGUCCCACAACCAGAACAACGCUACCGCCACGGACUACCUCGCCGGGUUCCACAAUGACAGAAGGCGAUACUACGAGUACGACAAUCAUAACCUCGACCACUCCGAACCCAAAUAGCUCACCAUCGCCAAGCCCCUCACCAUCACCAAGCCCCUCGCCAACCCCACAGCCGUCGCCCUCACCAAGCCCACAGCCUACGCCCUCAACCACCACAGCUCCCCCCGCAACGUCCCCCUCAAAGUCCUCCGAUACUCUUCAAUCCUCCGUGAUGGUCUCCCUAAUCGGAAUAGUUGCCACUGUUUUCAUCAAGAUUUAUUAAACUAAACUACACAUACGUACACGUAAAUAUGUAUGUAUGUAACUCUAGCUGCUGAUUUAUACGUACGUGGUACAGAUCAUUGUGAAUUAAUAAACAUUUAUGUGAAAGUUCCGACUUAA